GAAUCUGAACUCUCCGCUCUGUGUUUAUCUCUGUCUUUGUAUCGGGAGUAGAGUCCUUUGGGAAAGUUAAAUGUCGGAGUGGUUGGGAGACGCGUAGAUAUGUGAAAGAUUCCUCACCAAUAACAAGUAUAUCGGAAUACUUUACUUGAUCCGCAAAAUUGUUUGGCCAGUAUCAACGUGGCUGUCCUUACUCAGACCUAAAUUCCCUGGCUGAAAAUUCUCUGUAAACUAUCACAAAGAUCAUCACUCUGGUCACACCUUCCACCUUGCCAUGAACAGAAGUGUGAUGGCUCCACCAGCAGGUGGUAAACAUUUUGUCAUUCCAACUUCCCUGUUGGAUGAUAUUAUAAGCCGGUUUAUUUACGAUGCCCCAGAGUCAGAGGUGAAGAAGCCCAUCUCGCUGUGCUUUCUGAUGGAAAUGGCCUAUUGGUUCUACCUGGAUGAAUAUGUUGAAGAAGAUGACUCACUUAACAACAUCAAAUUUGAUCUCUUUGCUCAACAGUUACUCAGUCGUGCUGGGAUCAAACCUGAGUCGGGUAGUGUGGAGGACAUGUUACAGGGCUUCAGAGAUUUCAAACAUCGUGUGCCAACAUAUGGUGGCCUUCUUUUAAACCAGGACCUAAGUCAUGUUCUCUUAGUUCAGGGUUUCUGGCAUCGAGUUUCUUGGGGAUUUCCAAAAGGGAAAAUUAAUGUGGAUGAAGAACCACAUUGCUGUGCCAUUAGGGAGGUUCUAGAAGAAACUGGAUAUGACAUAUCACACCUCAUUGACGAAAAUGUGUUCCUGGAGACAUCCAUUGGCGAGCAGUUUGUGAGACUUUACAUCAUCCCAGGUGUACCAAUGGAAACUGAGUUUGUACCACGCACAAAGGGAGAAAUCAAGCAACUGAAAUGGUUCCCAAUUCAUCAGUUGCCAGUACACAAAUAUGAUAGAAAUUUUAAUAAACUCAACGGGUCUACCAAUACGUUUUAUAUGGUCAUGCCUUUUGUCAAACCCUUAAGAGAAUGGCUUGCAAAUCGAACUCGAGCAUCCAAUGGGAAUGGGAAUGGCCGAGAGGGACGGCGACGCCACCGCAGCUCAACUACCAGUACCUCUGAUCGCCAGAAUUACAACCAGCUCCACCACAGUCAUUCCCCAGCUGCUACUCAAGAUGCACUGAGGAAAGCAACACCUGACACGUCUAAAAAGCAACAAAAUUCUGCAUUUUCCUCCCUGAUACAGGAAGAAAUUGAAGGUUAUGAACGCCUUAAAGCAGACAGUUCACCUCGGAGGAAAGAGAUGGGUGCCAAACCAAAAACAAGGAAAUCUCUGUUUGACGAAAAUCAGGAGGAAACCCCAAAAUUCACAUUCAGAAGCAGAGGGAAGGGCCGGAACAAAGGUGGUCAAACUGACAGCAUGGGGGGAGAAGCAGUAUCCAAGGGCUUCCGAUCUUAUUCUUGGCAGAUAUUCCAAAUUAACAAGAAGGAGGUCUUUGAAGCAGUGGACAGAGUGUGGGCAGAUGUGAUGUUGUCCUGGUAAUAAAGGGAGAAAAGCAGACCCUUAUUUGCUCAUGAGGUCAGGCACACUUAGAAGCAUUCCCCUCUGGAAAUAACGUGCACAAUUUUUUCCUAACUUUCUCUUUGUGUAUUUCCUUGUAGUGCUUAUUAUCUGUUUUAAUUUUAGGAAUUGGCGUUGUUACAUCUUUUCAUGUUAUUUUGUAAUGACAAGUGAUGUCACCUUUUUUUUGAAAUCACAUAUUAUUUUCUCAUCUCAUCGUUUCACAUUGUCUCUAUCACUUAUUUUUUUACGCUCCAUUCUGAGGAAUUCCACAGAAGUUUUGAUUUCUUUUGAGGUAUUUUUUCCCUUCAUUUUAUCAAGAUCAAAAUAUUAUACUUUAAUAUUAUUUAGUGUCUUUUGUAAAAAAUGCUCAUGUAGAUACAAAUGUAUUAACAAAGCUUUAAUUAUGACUGGUUUGAGAGGGCUCCUAAAUUAGAGUUUUAAUGGCUAAUUUGCAUGAAUGUUAGGAUCUUCCCAAGUAAUAACAGUGAGUCCAAACUGUCUCAAAAUAUGUUGUUACUAUUUUUAUUUGGAUUUUAGUACAAAUGAUUAAAGGAAGGAUAUAAACAAAGUAGUUGAGUAAUGAUUGAAUUUCAGCAUCUUUACUAUGUCCUCUUCAUUUCUGUUUCAGUUUUUCACAAGUAGGUAAUAUUUUAUUCUCAUGAUCAGAAUUUAUGAAUUAAAUUGUGUUUCUUUAUGUGUAUGUAAAGUCAUAGCAGAAGUAUAUAAUUGUAACUUUUUACAUGUGCAAUUUAUUUAGGAGUAUUUUAUAUACAAAUUAUAUUUCUUCAUGCUCUACAGUAUGAUCUUGUAACUCAACUUUUAAAUCCUUUUUUUCUAAUGGAAACAACCAUUUCUGAUCUCAUUAAAAUUACCUCACCUCUUGAUUGGCUUCAUUUUCUCAUAUGCACUUUUACUAAUGGAGAAGUUAUGAAUGAGAAUGAAUGGUUACACAAUUUAAGAUGUCUACUUUAUUCUUCAGUAUUACAACUUUAUCAGAAUUACAUCAUUCUGAUAAAGAUGCAAUAUAUCAAAACCAAACUUGGGUCUCUUUAAUUUUGUCAUUAUUUGUUUUCAUUCAUUUCUUCUUCUGUAUUUGUCACAAUGAACUCUGUUCAGCAACUUUACAAAAUCUUUUAUUGUUCUGCUUGUAAGCUUAAUUUUGAUGUAUCAACCAUAUCCUGACUUUAAAAUUUUGGUAAUUAUCUGACCAAUGUUACCCAGUGGUAAGUUAAGGGAACAGAAAUUGGUGGAAGGAAACCAGUGUAGGAUUUGUUUUUAUUAUUUUGAUAAUACAAAAGCUGGUGACUGAACAUGGUCCUGUUAUGUUAUUUCUGAAAGUAAGGAAACUGACAUUUACUUUUGAAUAUCAGGACAUAUAUUGUGAUCUUGACAUGGAUUACUGGAGAACUUUUCUUCUGCACUGUCAAUUUUUUGCUAUUCUUAAAUAGUUUAUGGUCAAUGCAUAUAUGGCUAUAUGACAUGCAAGAAUUGUAUACAAAAGAAGUUCUUAUAUUUUGAUAUUAUUUUGAGUUGUGUAUCAUAUGAACACUAAGAGAAAAGUCAAAAGAAAUUAUUUUUUUCUAGAUGGCAGUAGGGGUUCAGAUUUUCAAUCACCUUUUCAAAAUACCUAGUUUUGUUGAAACAUAUCUAGUCCAUUAUGAAGACUAGGCUGUUAUGAAGACUUGAGUAAUAGGACACAUGCCUAUGCUUUGAAGUGCUGUGAUAUGAUUCUGCACAGUGGUUGUUUUUGGUUAUAGAGUACAUUCAACACUUUUGUCUUUCAUUUAGGGAUGCUAAUUUAAUUCUCCCUUUUAAGAAAUUAAAGAUGAUGGGCCAGGGCCAUGAUACAAUGCUCUUUUUUGUCAAAAGUUAGUCUGUGGUGUCAUAUGAUGAAUUUAAUAAACAAGUGAGAUUAAUGAG
Molecule: messenger RNA, 3457 nt
Organism: Penaeus chinensis
Lineage: Eukaryota; Metazoa; Arthropoda; Malacostraca; Decapoda; Penaeidae
Gene: DCP2
Product: m7GpppN-mRNA hydrolase-like
Exons: 11
Coding region: 272-1516 (414 amino acids)
Biological process (GO): deadenylation-dependent decapping of nuclear-transcribed mRNA; nuclear-transcribed mRNA catabolic process, nonsense-mediated decay
Cellular component (GO): P-body; cytoplasm
Molecular function (GO): manganese ion binding; 5'-(N(7)-methylguanosine 5'-triphospho)-[mRNA] hydrolase activity; RNA binding
Source: RefSeq, a predicted model, not a curated record